Effrenium voratum is the source of this 1497-nucleotide messenger RNA. The record is from the annotation of a GenBank genome assembly. NCBI's taxonomy places the organism in Eukaryota, Dinophyceae, Suessiales, Symbiodiniaceae.
AUGCAGGUGUGGCGCAAUGUCUCAAGCUUCCGCCGCCGCGCGCGCAACGCAGAGAUCAUUGAGGAGAAGUUGCGGGAUGAGGUCAAGUCGAAGGUGGUGAAAAGGACCUAUGAGCAAAUGGGCGCAAUGGACGAGCACGUGAAGGCACUCAAGGAGAAGGCUGCAAGGGAGGAAGCCGAGGAAGAAGCCGAGCUGGUAAGGCUGAGCGAGGGCUGGUCUAGGGCGCGCGCUGUACAGUGGGAGAGACAGUUGGCGGCCGCCAUGGCAGACAACAGCAGCGAAACCAGCAGUAUGAAGAGCGGGGCCACUACGGUCCUCAGGAACAAUCGGAGCGAGUCAUGUUUGCCUUCGCGUACCUAUCUGGACAACACGGAGGUUCUGCAUGCGCAACGCCCGCCCUCGCCGUUGCACUACCAUGACUACGGGCACAUCUCGGUGCGCCCGCGAUCCAAACAGCAGCAGCUCAGGAACAAGGCAGGGGGGCCUUGCCGGCCCCACUACCGCCAAGACUUCUGCGGCGUUUACUUCCCGGGCCCCGAUGGGAAGCAGGGGCCCUACGGUGUGAGCAUGGUGGAGCCCAUCCUGAUGCCUCCCAGGUGUUGGGAUCAAGUCAAGCAGCCUCCCGACCGAUACAGCCGGGAUGUGGCCGAGAUGCGCCCGCGCACAGCGGAGGGCCGAGACCGGCCCCUCCUGAAGAGCCCGGCAGAGGAGAUGCUGACCCAGCAUGAGCAGGCAAAGCCGAAGCCCUCUGUGCGAACCACCCGGGCCCACCGGGCCAUGGUUCAAAGGAGGAAGGAAGCUGCCCGCAAGAAGGACCAGGAGGCCUUCAUUGAGUCCGUGCGCUUCGAGCAAGGUCAAUACGAAGGCCGCUUCUCCAAUCCUUUGGUGAAAGACUCUGGGCUGCCCAACGAGAAGAUGAUUGCCGCUGUCGACAACAUUGGCGCGGAACCAGCUGCUGAUGAAUAUGACGGGCCACGAGUUGCCUGGGACGCCAAGGAGCCCUGGGAGUCGCUGGGCCUGGCGAAGCACAUCUUCCUGGGCCUCCACGACGUGAUGCGCGAGCGAAGAGCCAACUUGAAGCAUCUCUUCAAGUACGUGAACCAGGGUGUGCCAGGCAUCUUAGAGCCGUCAGACUUCCUGGAGGGCCUGCAGCGCCUGGGCAUCUUAGAGCGAGGGGAAGUGUCUGCCCAGCAGAUGGCAGAUCUCAUGCACGACACGGACCCCAACUUCGAUGGCCGGGUGGCCCUCAGCCACAUCUACAAGUGCGUGGCCGCGGCCAAAGCGCGGCUGAUGCCGGCACAAACCACGCGCAAGAACGUGAAGCAGGAGGCCAUGGAGGUCUACUCCCAGUGGGUGCCCGUGGAGACCGUUGCCGUGGAUCGGCAGCCCAAGUCUCUGUGGGACUUCGAGUGCUCCUUCGAACGCCUCAGGAAGCAGCAGGAUGCCCUGCUGGUCAUCCACAAGGAGAAGGAUCGCAAGAGCCCCGACCCCGACUAG